AUGGGAAAGAAUGUCAUCUUUAUGUCGUUGGCAAUGCUUUACUUUCUUAUCAGCAUUGUUUCAUCUCUAAAUAGCUCCAGUGAUGAGUAUGCUCUUCUAUCCUUCAAAUCUCAAAUUACUGAUCCAAAUAAAAUAUUGGCUAAAAAUUGGUCACAAGGAACCUCGUUCUGCAAUUGGAUUGGCAUUACUUGUGGCAGGAGACAUCGGAGAGUUAAGUAUUUGAAUCUAGCAUAUAUGGGUUUAGGAGGUACUAUUGCUAAAGAAAUCGGUGAACUCUCUUUUUUGAGAUCAUUGAUUAUUAGCAAUAAUAACUUCCACGGAUUUAUUCCCGAUGAAAUUGGUAAUUUAAGCCAGCUUCGAGAAAUAGAGAUGCAGGAAAAUGAGAUAAAUGGUCCUAUUCCAGCAAGUCUUGGAUCUCUUGAAAAUCUACAAAAAUUAAAUCUCUCCGAUAACACACUAGAUGGGAAUGUUCCAAAUAGGAUUUUUAACCUCUCUUCUUUAAUAGAAAUUGGUUUAAGCAAAAAUAGUCUCACAGGAAGUCUUCCUCUUGACAUCUGUUGCAAUCUUACAAAGCUAGAGAAGCUAAGAAUUUCAUGGAAUCAAAUAAGUGGCAACAUUCCUCCGAGCUUGGGAACAUGCAAGAAUCUUGAACUACUUUCUCUGUCGUACAAUCAUUUCUCCGGAAGAAUUCCAAUGGAAGUAGGGAACUUGUCAAAGCUUCAAUCUCUCGAUCUUGGAGGAAAUAAUUUGACAGGUUGGAUCUUGGUCUUGAGUGGAGAAAUCCCUGCCUCUAUUUCAUAUUUUUCGAAGCUUACUAGGUUGUAUCUUGGUCACAACUCCUUCACUGGACGAGUACCCAUGAAUCUCGGGAAUUUACAGAACCUUCAAAUUCUAAGUUUUCGUUUUAAUCAGUUGACAAAUGAUCCUUCAAUGCUCGAAUUGGAUUUUCUUGUUUCAUUGGAAAAUUGUAGGAAGUUGAAGAUCAUACGGAUGGAAAACAAUUCUUUUGACGGAAUACUACCAAAAUCCAUGGGUAAUUUGUCAGCAUCUAUUGAAAGGUUCGACGCCGAUCUUAAUGGUAUUAAAGGUAUCAUUCCGAAUGAAAUCGGUAACUUGAGCAACUUGAUCGAGUUAGGCAUUGGAAACAAUGAAUUGACAGGAAAAAUUCCUGACACAUUGGGUCAAUUAAGAAAUUUGCAAGAGCUAAGACUCUAUGACAAUAAACUACAAGGGUCACUGCCUGUCAACCUUUGCAAUUUGGUAAAUCUGUAUCUUAUAGAUUUGGGGGUUAAUAAGCUUUCGCAACAGCUACCAACUUGUUUAGGAAAUCUUACCGCUUUACGAGAGAUUUAUGUAGAUUACAACUCAUUGACUUCCAGUAUCCCAUCCACACUGUGGAAUAACAAGGAAAUUCAGUUUUUGAAUUUAGCUUAUAAUUUUCUAAGUGGGUCGCUGGCUCCAGAAAUCGGCAACAUUAAGAGCAUGAUACUGAUAAAUUUAUCAGGAAAUCGAUUCUCAGGUGAUAUUCCAAGUACCAUAGGACAACUUCAGAAUUUGGAAGAUCUAAUAUUAUCAAACAAUCGGUUAUAUGGUCCUAUACCAGAGUCCUUUAGUAAUUUGAUUUCGUUGCAAAAUUUGGAUCUGUCCAAUAACAGUCUCUAUGGUGUAAUCCCCAAGUCACUAGAGAAACUUGACCACCUUCAGUAUUUCAAUGUUUCAUUCAAUGAACUCAAUGGUGAAAUUCCAAAUGGAGGGCCUUUUAAGAACUUCACAUCAGAUUUUUUCACAGGCAACAGAGAAUUGUGUGGAGCAUCUCAAUUUCUGGUCAAGUCUUGCAAAGAUAAUAAAACUAGAUUAUCAAGAAGUUCCAGCAUUUUGAAGUACAUUUUACCUUCAAUUGUUGUUGUAUUAAGUCUGGCCAUUAUUGUGGUUUAUUUAAUAAGACGCCAUGGCAGAAAUACACUUCUUCCAGCUCGGUCUGGUUCCCCCAUAGCUGUCAAGAGGAUUUCAUAUUAUGAAGUUUUAAAUGCUACCAAUAAAUUUGGUGAAGAGAAUCUGAUUGACAAAGGCAGUAUUGGUUCAGUGUACAAGGGAAUAUUUUCAGAUGGAAUGAUUGCUGCUAUUAAGCUUUUUAAUCUAGAUUUGGAAGCUGCCCACCAAAGUUUUGAUAACGAGUGCCAAAUACUUUGCAAUAUUCGUCACAGAAACCUUGUCAAGGUAAUUAGUAGUUGCUCAAACCUUGAUCUUAAAGCCUUGGUGCUAGAAUAUAUGCCCAAUGGAAACCUUACCAGAUUGCUGUCCUCAAGCAACUAUUUAUUAAAUAUAGCUCAAAGCAUCUUACUUUUAGAUGAAGAUAUGGUUGCUCAUGUUGCAGACUUUGGCAUUUCCAUGCUUUUCACUGAAGACCAGAGAAUUUUGAUUACCAAGACGUUGGGCACCAUUGGAUAUAUGUCUCCAGAGUAUGGAUCAACAGGAUUACUAUCAACUAUGGCAGAUGUUUACAGUUAUGGGAUUAUGAUGAUGGAAAUAUUUACCAAGAAGAAGCCAACAGAUGCUAUUUUUGUUGGAGAAUUCACAAUGAGGAAAUGGGUGCUUGAAUCAUUCCCAGAUGCAAUAACGCACAUAGUUGAUGUUGAUCUAUUGAAUGCUACUGAAGACAACAUUCGAGCUAAGGAGAGCUGCUUCAGAUUAAUUAUGGAACUAGCACUAGAAUGCACGAAUGAUUUGCCCGUGGAGAGGCUCAAUAUUAAGGAUGUUCUAACAAGGCUCAAGAAGAUUAAAACUCAAUUUUGUUAA
Molecule: messenger RNA, 2796 nt
Organism: Fraxinus pennsylvanica
Lineage: Eukaryota; Viridiplantae; Streptophyta; Magnoliopsida; Lamiales; Oleaceae
Source: the annotation of a GenBank genome assembly